Drosophila willistoni is the source of this 1175-nucleotide messenger RNA. Its product is annotated as ester hydrolase C11orf54 homolog. The record is from RefSeq and is a predicted model, not a curated record. The transcript is spliced from 2 exons. The coding region runs from base 27 to 998 and encodes 323 amino acids. Gene Ontology annotation, molecular function: hydrolase activity, acting on ester bonds; zinc ion binding. NCBI's taxonomy places the organism in Eukaryota, Metazoa, Arthropoda, Insecta, Diptera, Drosophilidae. Gene Ontology annotation, cellular component: nucleus.
UUUAAGUGGGUAUUUAUAGUCCCGAAAUGAGCUCCCAACAAUUGGAGACCAAUGGUCUAGUCUUCGAAGAGAAGCCAUUGCAUGUGCCUCCAUUGACUGAAUUACAGAGCGUAAUACAGGGUGCUCUUGGCCAAAAUUUUGCCACAGUCGAGGUGAGUGUGGGGGCUUGUCCGGAUCUGAAAUUGCCACCUUAUGGUCUAGUUGAAAGCGGUUUGGGUGGACGACCCACUUUACUAGAGGCUGGAGGUCCACCAUUUCUACGUCCACUUGUUAAUCGAGAGAAACUUUAUAAUGUUCACGAGAUAACACGUAAAAUACAAGGACCAGGGAAAAUCUUUGCCAUUGGUGCUGGUGCCGGACCCUGGCCCAUACGCAACUCCAAUUGUGAGGGUAUCUACAAUCUGUCAGUAAGUGAAGAUGAUAUCCUAACCAAUGGUAGCUAUACGGCAACGGUGAGGGGCGAUCAAGAGGAAUGUGUCCUAGAGAAGAUACCAAAUGAAGAGCCACGUUGUGCCCUCAUGAUGAAUCUGUUCCUUAGCCAAGGUCUACCCGGUGAUGUACUCCAUAUCAAAGCCAAGUGUCGUACGGGUGAAAAGAACUUUAUCGACGCCAUACGCCAGGGCCUGGAGGAGCACUACGGCAAUGAACGGAUUAUUGGUUUGGGUGGCCUAUUUCUGGUCAAAACGGGAUUGGUCCAUCAGCAUGUGAUGCGUGACUUUAGCAAGACACCGAUUACCACACCUGAACAGGUGAAGCAAUGGCUUAAAUUCUAUGAGAUGCCAGCUCAAUUGAAUGCUGUUGGCACUCUGGUGACCAAAGAUUACGGUUUGGACUUGCGUCUACAGCAUUUCCAUUCGUUCUCCUUCAGCAAUUGGGGAGGUCAUUAUCAUUAUGAUACAACACCCGAUAUUGUGGAAUAUGAGGCCUAUUUGAAUGUGGCUGAGCGAAUUGUUCGUGUGGAUAAACCCCCACAUCUUGGUGACAGACCGAGUGGUUAGAGAUUAGAUUAGAUCUCCAUCAUAAAUAUUAAUGAGUUUAACCAAAAGAUAUAUACUACAUAUAAUGAAAACUGUUAAGUUAAGUGAUUAGCAGAAUUUCAAAAUGCUCAAGGCAAUGGGAUGGGGUUUUAUGUAAUUGCCCAAAAAAAAAUAAAAACAACUUUCUUCUUUUAAACA